AAGGAGCAGUCACCAAUCAAAGCUUCAGAUUUGAAGUUCUCUACUUAAAUGUUAUUGAAAGCAGCAAAGCCAUGAAUGAGAGCUCCACUGAUGAGAGUUGAGAGAGCAAACCUCUAAAUAGCCUACGUUGAAGUAGCUCCACUGAUGAGAGUUGAGAGAGCAAACCUCUAAAUAGCCUACGUUGAAGUUUCUUCCAGGCCUACAAUUUGCUUAUACACCCAUUAAUUAAGCCCUUCCUCUCUCUCUCUCUCUCUCUCUCAGGAGAGAAACCAUUCGAUCCAAACAUGGGAAGAAGCAGCCAGUUCCUGUCAGUCCUCGCCUUCCUUGUCUCUUUCUCUUCUCUUCCCAUUCCUUCACUCUCUUCUUCCACAGACUCCUUCGUCUUUGGAGGCUGCACUCAGGAGAGAUAUGCACAAAACUCACCCUACGAGUCCAACGUCAACUCGCUCCUAACCUCCCUGGUCAACUCAGCCACCUACUCGUCCUACAACAACUACACCAUCAUGGGGUCCACCCCACAAGACGUGGUUUACGGACUCUACCAAUGCCGGGGCGACCUCUCCAUGCCGGACUGCGCCACGUGCGUCGCUCGCUCGGUGAGUCAAAUCGGCGUGCUGUGCCCCCAAACAUGUGGCGGAGCGGUGCAACUGGAGGGGUGCUACGUCAAGUACGACAACGCCACCUUUCUAGGGGUGGAGGACAAGACUGUGGUGUUGAAGAAAUGUGGACCGUCCAUUGGGUAUGAUACGGACGCUAUCAGCCGUAGAGAUGCGGUGAUGGCCUCGUUGUCCAGCGCCGGUGGGCCAUAUAGAGUGGGUGGAUCCGGGCAGAUACAAGGUAUGGCUCAGUGCGUCGGAGAUUUGAGUUUGGGAGAGUGUCAGGAUUGUGUGUCAGAUGCGAUCGGACGGUUGAAAAGCGAUUGCGGCGGGGCCGUCUACGGCGAUAUGUUCUUGGCCAAGUGUUAUGCAAGGUAUCAAACCGGCGGUGAUCACGCCUCCAAUGGCCAUCAAUAUCAUGAUCAGAAAUCUAGUAGUGAUGGUGAGAAGACAUUCGCAAUAAUCAUUGGAUUAUUAGCUGGAGUGGCUCUACUCAUUAUUUUCAUAACAUUCGUAAGAAAGGUGUUCGAGGGACCUGGUAAAUGAAAUUAAUAUUACUGAUCGAAUACUGGCGCCACAGCCCUCAACUCUCAAAGCUUCUCAAGUGAUUUGCUUUUGCUUCUCUUUUUUUUUUUUCCUCAAUGAUGUCUACUUUUCCUCUCGAUCUCCAUACCUUUUUCUUGGAUUUAAUUUAUGUUUCUUUCUAAGAGGAGGAGGGAUGUAAAGAUGUGUGAUGGGUCACUCUUGCCCAAAACACAAAGUUAAAAAAGAGGGCACAAAAGGAGGCUUGGAUUCCGCUUUCUUUUCCACUUAACAAAAGCUGUUUUGUCUAAUAUGAAAAAAAAUGGCAUAUUCUU
Molecule: messenger RNA, 1453 nt
Organism: Alnus glutinosa
Lineage: Eukaryota; Viridiplantae; Streptophyta; Magnoliopsida; Fagales; Betulaceae
Product: plasmodesmata-located protein 7
Exons: 3
Coding region: 285-1142 (285 amino acids)
Cellular component (GO): plasmodesma
Source: RefSeq, a predicted model, not a curated record